GUUGUGGGCGGGGCCAGGCGGGAUAAGCUUUCCCUUGGGUUCUUAGCUCCGCCCCCGUCCCUUUCCCUGCCCUGUUGCUGUUGCGCUGCUGCUGGCUGCUACCCCUGGACCCCCACCAUGGAAAAUAUAAUGGAAGAUCCCCCCACAUCAGCUGUCUUGCUGGAACACUGUCAUUUCUCUCAGGUCAUCUUUAACAAUGUGGAAAAGUUCUACGUCCCUGGAGGGGACAUCACAUGCUAUUACACCCUCACCCAGCAUUUCAUCCCCCGACGAAAGGAUUGGAUUGGCAUCUUUAGAGUGGGAUGGAAGACAACCCGUGAGUAUUACACCUUCAUGUGGGUUACUUUGCCUGUUGACAUGAACAACGAAUCAGCCAAACAGGAAGUCCAGUUCAAAGCUUACUACCUGCCUAAGGAUGAUGAGUAUUACCAGUUCUGCUAUGUGGAUCAAGAUGGAGUAGGAGAAGUGGAAGAGAUUGAAGAGCAAAAUAAGGAGCUUUGCAAAGAAAACCAGGAGCUGAAGGACAGCUGUGUCAGCCUCCAGAAGCAGAACUCAGACAUGCAGGCUGAGCUCCAAAGGAAGCAGGAAGAGCUAGAAACCCUCCAGAGCAUCAAUAAGAAGUUGGAACAGAAAGUGAAAGACCAGAAGGACUGUUGGGAGACAGAACUGCUUCAGCUGAAAGAACAAAACCAGAAGGUGUCCUUAGAAAAUGAAAAGAUGGGAAUCAGAGUGGAUCAGCUUCAGGCCCAGCUGUCAACUCAAGAGAAGGAAAUGGAGCAGCUUGUUCAGAGAGCUCAAGAUAAGACAGAACAGUUAGAGCGUCUGAAAAAGGAAAAUGGCCAACUCUUUCUCACUCUAACUGAACAGAGGGAGCACCAGAAGAAGCUCGAGCAGACAGUGGAGGAGAUGAAGCAAAAAGAAACCACUGCCCUGAAGAAGCAACAGGAGUUAAUGGACGAGAACUUUGACCUGUCAAGAAGACUGAGUGAGAACAAGAUUAUAUAUGAUGCUCUGCAGAGAGAUAAAGAGAGACUAGAAAAAGAAAAUGAUCUUUUGAAGAAGGAGAACAACAGAUUGCUCUGUUACAUGGGUCUGGAUUUUGACUCUUUGCCGCAUCACGUGCCUACUUCAGAGCAGGGAGGUGCAGGACAAAAUGCAGGACUUGCCUAUGGAAACCCAUAUUCUGGUAAGACAACUUUGCUGUUCCAACUGGAAGACCCCUGCCUGCAUCCCUUUCCCCCACUAAAUUUUUUUUCCCUGAAAUGCUAAUUAAAACCAGUCUCAUUGUUAAGACUUGCUGGGCAGAAGCUGAAGACCCAAUAGAAAGAUUGCCAGGCGAGAAGUGUUAAUUGAGAAAUAAAUCUGAAUCCAGAAGACGCAAAUCAGAUCAUUCGCCUGGAGGCAGCAGACACAAAUUGAGUCCCGAGGCUAUAGUCCAAAUGUAUAAAUCAGAGAAAUGUCUUUAUGGAGAAGAUAUACACAUACAAAGCUCAGGAAGCUAAUUAAGGCUUAAAAAUGGAAGCACGAGGGGCAGGUUAUGCUGCUGAGAAACUGGUGGUCCUGGCAGCCACUACAAUGGCCUGACCCAGAGUAGCAGGAGCAGGCUCCAUCCUGGGUGGUAGGAAGGAAAUGGGGGAGAAACCACGCUCAUCACUCAGGGGCUUUUGUGGUACCAUGUUCUUGCCAAACAGGGAGCUUUUCUCUUUUGUCUCCAAAAGCCAUAUGAGAUCUCAUUUGCUUUCUUAAAACAGUUUAAAGCAGUAAAAUUAUCUUAAAAAUCACA
Otolemur garnettii (small-eared galago) is the source of this 1783-nucleotide messenger RNA. It is a transcript of the gene CALCOCO2, whose product is annotated as calcium binding and coiled-coil domain 2. The record is from RefSeq and is a predicted model, not a curated record. The coding region runs from base 118 to 1269 and encodes 383 amino acids. Gene Ontology annotation, cellular component: autophagosome; PML body. The transcript has 11 exons. NCBI's taxonomy places the organism in Eukaryota, Metazoa, Chordata, Mammalia, Primates, Galagidae. Gene Ontology annotation, biological process: positive regulation of autophagosome maturation; xenophagy.